AUGAACAUGCUACUUAAGGAAUUAAAAUUCAAACAAUGUAUUUUCACAAUGUUUUAUUUGCGUAAGAUUUUCUCAAAACAAAACAAAUGGAAUCUCAAAAAUGGUGUUGAAGAAGAAAUUAAAGUAAUUGAGCAGAGGCUUGUCUAUUUAUCUUCUUGCUGCGUCACAUCCACCUUUCUCAGUCCACAUAAUGGCCACCAAGCUGUUCGAGAAUGUAUCAUGUUCAACGAGUAA
Molecule: messenger RNA, 234 nt
Organism: Dovyalis caffra
Lineage: Eukaryota; Viridiplantae; Streptophyta; Magnoliopsida; Malpighiales; Salicaceae
Source: the annotation of a GenBank genome assembly